This is a messenger RNA of Rhineura floridana, 5752 nucleotides long. RefSeq names its product zinc finger protein 423 (gene ZNF423). Lineage: Eukaryota; Metazoa; Chordata; Lepidosauria; Squamata; Rhineuridae. Bases 1745 to 5668 code for a protein of 1307 amino acids. The transcript is spliced from 8 exons. Gene Ontology annotation, molecular function: RNA polymerase II transcription regulatory region sequence-specific DNA binding; DNA-binding transcription factor activity, RNA polymerase II-specific. The record is from RefSeq and is a predicted model, not a curated record. Gene Ontology annotation, biological process: regulation of transcription by RNA polymerase II. Gene Ontology annotation, cellular component: nucleus.
GGCCAGGGCGCCGUAAGGCAGAGCAGGGAGGUGGCGAAGGAGGCUCAGCGUCUGCCAGGGCGACCCCUGCGUCCGUCGGCUUGCGCGCCCCACCGCCGCAGCCUCCUCCUCCUCCUCUCUCUCUCUCUCUCUCUCUCUCUGCCUCGGAGGCGGCUCAGGCUGGGCGACUCCAAUCCGGCGCCUCGCUCCGCUUCCUCCUCUUCCUCCGCCCUCGCCGCCGGUCCGUGUUUUGCGUGCGAUCCGAGCUGUAUUUCCAGGCCUGUCCAUGGCUCGGUGCUGUUGGCUCUCUCUCCGUCUGAUCAGCCCAGGCUGUGCGGGGCUCCCUACGGGAUCAGAGCGCUCCCCCGCCGGGACUCCACUCCUCACAUCCUCCUGCUGGGACUCAGCUACAUUUCCAGCCAAGCCUGGCUUUAUUAUGUGUGUCUGCACUGCAGCCCCAGCAGCAAGAUCAGGAGGAGGAAAGCGAGCCAGGACAAAGAAAAGAGAGGGAGGCUGGCGAGAGCGAAAGGAAAUAAAAACCCGAGGCAGCAGCAGCAACGGCGGCGGCGGCGGCAGCAGCGGCGAUGACGGCGGGCGGAUCAGGGCCACCACCUCGCCGCGAUUAACCCAUGGAGGCAGCUAGCGAGCCCCGCAUCCGUGCAAAGAAACAUUUACCUUGCUUGGAGAAGCGCGUUUGUGCGGGAGGGUCGGUUGGACGUGGUGGAGGCAAAGGAGGACUCCAGCCCGAACCGGCUGCAGGGCGCAGGAGAGGACGCGGCUCGCAAGCUACGCGGAGCUUGUAAAGAGCCCCACAAAAGAAAAAGAGAGAGAGAGAGAGGGAAAGGAAGGGGGGGGAAGAGGAAUUAAGCUGCCCCGCACCCCUCGGUUUGGUUUUUUCCGAAAAAGAGAAAACAUUCUUCCCAAAUAUUGCCUCUUUCGCAAGCGAGCUUUUAAUGCAAAGGAGAUCGGGAGGGGGGAAAGGAAACAAGGGGGAGCCCGAAAAGGAGGUGAGGUGCAUUAGACCCAGGGGGGAAGGCAGUGGGAGUCUUUUUAAUUAAUACAACCAGGUUGCUGUUGGGGAUAAUUAAAUAAGCAAAAGAAAAAAAGCGACCACCCCCUCCCAAUUCAUGUUUUUGGCCCCUCGAAGAAGAACUCGCUUGUUUUGUAAAUGGGUUGGAUGGGUUUAAAAAGUCUCAACGGCUCUUAAAAGAAAAAAGGGGAGGCAGAGAAACCCCCAGAGAAACUUUAAAUGAGGGCACACAAAAAGGAAGAGGACCCCUAGGAAUAAAGUGGGGGGGGGUGGAGGAGAAAGGGGACCUUUGAAAUUGGUGGCUUUAAAUUGCAUUUCUUGAUUUGCACGAUGUUGUGUGCGCGCGCGCGUUUCUUGUAUUAAAUUGCAUUUGGAGAGAAGGGGGGGCGGAAGGGGGGGAAGGGUCUGGUCCAGGGUCUGGUCCAGGCAAGGUCGAAAGCUUUGGAUGUCCGAAGUGGGUGUCUAGAAAGAAAGAAAGAAAGAAAAGAGGAGGACUUGGAAGUUGCCGCAUUGCAACAGGCAAAAGUGAGAAAUCAAAUAAUCGAUCCGGGCGCUGCUGCUGCCGCCGCCACCGCCGCCUCGCCUCUUCCAGGAGCCGCCAGCAGACGAAAGUUUCAAGUGGGAAGGAAGAGGAGAAGGGGGGAGGAGAAGAGAGGAAAAGGGGAAGGGGGGAGAGAGGAAGAGGAGGGGAGAGGAAAGGGAGGGGGGGAAGAGAGAAAAAAAUCAAAGCUGGAAAUGUCUAGAAGGAAGCAAGCCAAGCCGCGCUCGGUCAAAGGAGGUCUUGGAGGAGAACUUCACAAUGAUACCAGGGACAGCCGGGCAUUGGAAGAGAGAAACAGCGUUACAAGCCAGGAAGAGAGAAAUGAGGAGGAUGAAGACAUGGAGGAUGAGUCAAUUUACACCUGCGAUAACUGUCAGCAGGACUUCGAUUCGCUGGCAGACCUGACUGAACACAGGGCACACAACUGUCCUGGAGAUGGCGAUGACGACCCACAACUCUCCUGGGUGGCUUCAUCUCCCUCCAGCAAAGAUGUUGCAUCACCCACUCAGAUGAUAGGAGAUGGGUGUGAUCUUGGCAUCGGGGAGGAGGAAGGGGGAACCGGCCUGCCGUAUCCCUGUCAGUUUUGCGAUAAGUCCUUCAUUCGCCUGAGCUACCUUAAAAGGCACGAGCAGAUCCACAGCGACAAGCUACCUUUCAAAUGCACCUACUGCAGCCGGCUUUUCAAGCACAAGAGGAGCAGGGACCGGCACAUCAAGCUGCACACGGGGGACAAGAAGUACCAUUGCCACGAGUGUGAAGCGGCCUUCUCUCGCAGCGACCACCUCAAGAUCCACUUGAAGACGCACAGCUCCAGCAAGCCCUUCAAGUGCACUGUCUGCAAGCGAGGCUUCUCCUCCACCAGCUCUUUGCAGAGCCACAUGCAGGCCCAUAAGAAGAACAAGGAGCACAUGGCCAAGAGCGAGAAGGAUGCCAAGAAGGACGAUUUCAUGUGCGACUACUGCGAGGAGACGUUCAGCCAGACCGAAGAGCUGGAGAAGCAUGUCAUGACGCGCCACCCGCAGCUGUCCGAGAAGGCCGACUUGCAGUGCAUCCAUUGCCCUGAAGUGUUCGCUGACGAAAACGCCCUGCUCUCCCACAUCCACCAGGCCCACGCCAACAAGAAACACAAGUGCCCAAUGUGCCCGGAGCAGUUCUCUUCAGUGGAAGAAGUCUAUUGCCACUUGGAUAGCCAUCGGCAGCCUGAUUCCAGCAACCACAGCAUCAGUCCAGACCCUGUCUUGGGCAGUGUGGCCUCCAUGAGUAGUGCCACGCCAGAUUCCAGCGCUUCGGUGGAGCGGGGCUCCACUCCUGACUCGACUUUGAAACCAUUGAGAGUGCAAAAGAAGAUGAGAUCCCUGGAAAGAGAAGAGGGCCAGACCUGGUCAAAAGUUGCCUACAGCUGCCCGCACUGCACCAAGCGUGACUUCAACAGCCUUGCUGUCUUGGAGAUCCACCUAAAGACCAUCCACGCAGACAAACCUCAGCAAAGCCACACGUGCCAGAUUUGCCUUGAAUCCAUGCCUACAUUGUACAAUUUGAACGAACACGUCAGGAAGGUGCAUAAAAACCAUGCGUACCCCAUGAUGCAGUUCAGCAACAUUUCGGCCUUCCACUGCAACUAUUGCCCAGAGAUGUUUGCAGAUAUCAACAGCCUGCAGGAACACAUCCGUAUUGCUCAUUGCGGGCCAGGAGCCACAACUCAAGAUGGAAACAAUGCCUUCUUUUGCAACCAGUGCUCCAUGGGCUUUCUGACUGAAGCCUCUCUGACUGAGCACAUCCAGCAAACUCACUGCAACAUAGGAAACUCGAAAUUGGAUUCCCCUGUUGUUCAGCCAUCACAGUCUUUUAUGGAGGUGUAUUCCUGUCCGUAUUGCACAAACUCGCCCAUUUUUGGCUCAAUUCUCAAGUUAACAAAACAUAUUAAAGAGAACCAUAAGAACAUUCCACUGGCACACAAUAAAAAGUCAAAAGGCGAGCAGAGUCCAGUUUCUUCUGAUGUUGAAGUUUCUUCCCCCAAAAGGCAGCGGCUUUCGGCUAGCGUCAAUUCUGUUUCAAACGGUGAAUACCCAUGUAAUCAGUGUGAACUGAAGUUCUCCAGCUUUGAAAGCUUCCAGACUCAUUUGAAAUUGCAUUUGGAGUUGUUGUUAAGGAAGCAAUCGUGCCCUCAGUGCAAAGAAGACUUUGAUUCCCAGGAAUCUCUCCUGCAGCACCUCACUGUCCAUUAUAUGACCACCUCAACUCAUUAUGUGUGUGAGAGCUGCGACAAGCAGUUUUCAUCAGUGGAUGAUCUGCAGAAGCAUUUGCUAGACAUGCAUACUUUUGUGUUGUAUCACUGCACCCUUUGCCAAGAGGUUUUUGACUCCAAGGUGUCUAUCCAAGUGCAUCUGGCAGUGAAGCACAGCAAUGAGAAAAAGAUGUAUCGGUGCACAGCGUGCAACUGGGAUUUUCGGAAGGAGGUGGACCUUCAGAUUCACGUGAAGCACAGCCAUUUGGGCAAUCCUGCAAAGUCGCACAAGUGCAUCUUCUGUGGAGAGACUUUUAGCACCGAAGUGGAGCUGCAGUGCCACAUUACAACCCACAGCAAAAAAUACAACUGCAAGUUCUGCAGCAAAGCUUUCCACGCCAUCAUCUUGCUCGAAAAACAUUUGCGGGAGAAACACUGUGUCUUUGAUGCCGGCACUGAGAACGGUACAGCUAAUGGCAUGAUGCCGGCCAACAAGAAGGCAGAUCCUGCUGAUAUCCAGAACAUGUUGAUGAAAAACCCAGAUACUUCAAACAGCCAUGAAGCGAGCGAGGAUGAUGUAGAUGCUUCUGAGCCCAUGUACGGCUGCGAUAUCUGUGGGGCCGCUUAUACGAUGGAGGUCCUUUUGCAAAAUCAUCGUUUGAGGGACCAUAACAUCAGGCCAGGGGAAGAUGAUUGUUCCAGGAAGAAAGCAGAGUUCAUCAAAGGUAGCCACAAGUGUAACAUCUGCUCAAGGACCUUUUUCUCGGAGAAUGGCCUCCGGGAGCACAUGCAGACUCACCGAGGCCCAGCAAAGCAUUACAUGUGCCCCAUUUGUGGGGAACGCUUCCCAUCUCUUCUGACCCUGACGGAGCACAAAGUAACUCACAGUAAGAGUUUGGAUACAGGGACGUGCCGGAUCUGCAAAAUGCCACUGCAGAGUGAAGAGGAAUUCAUUGAGCACUGCCAGAUGCACCCUGAUCUUAGAAAUUCCCUCACUGGGUUUCGCUGUGUUGUCUGCAUGCAGACGGUCACCUCGACUCUUGAGCUGAAAAUCCACGGAACAUUCCAUAUGCAAAAAUUGGCAGGGAACUCUGCAGCUUCAUCUCCCAACAGCCAGGCCUUGCAGAAACUCUACAAGUGUGCUCUGUGCUUGAAAGACUUCCGAAACAAGCAAGACUUGGUGAAACUGGAUGUUAAUGGGCUACCGUAUGGCCUGUGUGCCGGAUGCAUGACUAGGAGCACCAACGGACAGUCCUUGGGCAUGACCACACCAGAAGUUAGUGAAAGACCUUGUGGUAGCCUGAGGUGCCCAGAGUGUAGUGUCAAAUUUGAAAGUGCCGAAGACUUAGAAAGCCACCUUCAGCUGGAUCACCGAGACCUGACGCCUGAGACCAGUGGCCAAAAGAAGGGUACCCAGACAUCCCCUGUUCCUAGAAAAAAGACCUAUCAAUGCAUCAAGUGCCAGAUGACCUUUGAGAAUGAAAGAGAGAUACAGAUCCAUGUCGCAAAUCAUAUGAUUGGUGCAGCCCAAGACCCAGCCCCAAAUGGUGAGGUCUUGGAUUCUUUUCCAGCUCCCGGAUUACUGGAGAGGAGGAUUAUGAAAAAUGCUAUUACAGAGGAAGGCAUCAAUCAUGAGUGCAAGCUGUGUAACCAGAUGUUUGACUCUCCGGCAAAGCUCCUGUGUCACCUGAUUGAGCACAGCUUCGAGGGGAUGGGAGGCACAUUCAAAUGCCCUGUUUGUUUUACAGUUUUUGUACAGGCAAAUAAAUUGCAGCAACAUAUCUUUGCUGUCCACGGGCAAGAGGAUAAAAUUUAUGAUUGUUCCCAGUGUCCACAGAAGUUCUUCUUUCAGACCGAACUUCAGAACCACACGUUGAGCCAGCACGCUCAGUGAGCCCCUGGCACUACAGGACACCUCUCUGCAGAAGACUUGACGGAAGCUCAGUGGGGAGGACCAUUUGAACAUUACAUCCAAUCA